GUUAAUAAUUAUAAUUCUGAAUUUGAUUUCAUGUUGAAAAUAUCGUACAAACAAUUUGUUGUUACUGAAAAGCGCGUUUUUCAGGUCAUACUUUAAAAGAACAAAAGCAGCUGAUAGAGUUGUCACCCUAAAAGAAUGCACCGUAUUUUGUCUAAUUGGCGCGAUUAUUUCAAGAUUAUCUCAGCGCUGCGCACUAUGAAGCGGACCCAAGCGGCGAAGGCAGGACCCUCCAAAAAGGUUGCUAAAAAGCAGGAGAAAAGCCCAAAGAAAGAAUCAAAUAGUGACCAGAAUUCGAGCGGCUUCAGUGGUGAUGAAGUAGCAUCUACCUCGAAGGCUUCCCUGUCCAAGCCGGACUAUCAGAAUCUCGAGCAGUUCAUCGACCACCUAGAACACCAGCGAUCCGCGACAGCAGCCAACAUCCAGGAGUUCCCAUUCCGAAAGAAACGCGUGCGCGUGCUGUCCAAAAGCGCCGAUGUGGAGGAAUCCUGUCAAGGCGGCGUCGUCUACUGGAUGUCGCGCGAUGCCCGCGUGCAGGAUAACUGGGCCCUGCUCUUCGCCCAGCGCUUGGCCCUGAAGCUAGAGCUGCCGCUGACGGUGGUGUUUUGUCUGGUGCCCAAGUUCCUCAAUGCCACCAUACGACACUACAAGUUUCUGAUGGCUGGCCUGGAGGAGGUGGAGCAGCAGUGCCGCUCCUUGGACAUACCCUUUCAUCUGCUCCUAGGGCCUGCCGUACAGCGGUUGCCGGAAUUCGUAAAAUCACAAGACAUGGGAGCUGUAGUCUGCGACUUUGCUCCGCUGCGUCUGCCCCGACAGUGGGUCGAGGAUGUGGGAAAGGCGCUGCCCAAGAGUGUGCCCCUGGUGCAAGUAGAUGCCCAUAAUGUGGUGCCGCUGUGGGUGACCUCGGACAAGCAGGAAUAUGCUGCCCGCACCAUUCGCAACAAGAUUAACUCCAAGCUGGGAGAGUUUCUUACCGAAUUUCCGGCCGUAGUCAAGCAUCCCCACGGAACGGGCUGCCAGGGUGUGAAACCCGUGGACUGGCCAGCAGCUUAUGCUACAUUGCAGUGCGACACGGACGUUGGCGAGGUGGAUUGGGCUAAGCCCGGCUACAAGGCCGCCUGCCAACAGCUCUACGAGUUUUGCAGCCGGCGCCUGCGGCACUUCAACGAUAAGCGAAACGAUCCCAUGGCCGACGCUCUGUCCGGUCUCUCGCCGUGGCUGCACUUUGGCCAUAUCUCCGCCCAGCGCUGUGCCCUGGAGGUGCAGCGAUUCCGGGGGCAGCACAAAGCCUCUGCCGAUGCCUUUUGCGAGGAAGCUAUUGUUCGCCGUGAGCUGGCGGAUAACUUUUGCUAUUACAACGAGCAUUACGACAGCCUGAAAGGUCUUACAGCUUGGGCCUACCAAACGCUGGAUGCCCAUCGCAAGGAUAAGAGGGAUCCCUGCUACAGCCUCGAGGAACUAGAGAAGUCCCUCACCUACGACGACCUCUGGAACUCGGCGCAAUUGCAGCUGGUUCGCGAGGGCAAGAUGCACGGCUUCCUGCGCAUGUACUGGGCCAAAAAGAUCCUCGAAUGGAGCCCCACGCCGGAGCAGGCGCUUGAGUACGCCAUUUUACUGAACGACAAGUACAGUCUGGACGGGCGCGAUCCAAACGGCUAUGUGGGUUGCAUGUGGUCCAUCGGCGGCGUCCACGAUAUGGGCUGGAAGGAGCGGGCCAUCUUUGGCAAGAUUCGGUACAUGAACUACCAGGGCUGCCGACGAAAGUUCGAUGUGAACGCCUUCGUCAUGCGAUAUGGGGGCAAGGUGCACAAGAGGAAGGAAUAAACUGUUGGGAUUGUUGUC
Drosophila serrata is the source of this 1839-nucleotide messenger RNA. Its product is annotated as deoxyribodipyrimidine photo-lyase photorepair. Gene Ontology annotation, molecular function: deoxyribodipyrimidine photo-lyase activity. Gene Ontology annotation, biological process: photoreactive repair. The record is from RefSeq and is a predicted model, not a curated record. Lineage: Eukaryota; Metazoa; Arthropoda; Insecta; Diptera; Drosophilidae.